GCAAUAGGAAUGGAAAUAAGAACAUAUCUGCUAUUACUUUUUCAAGUAUAAUAGGAAUGGAAAUAAGAACAUAUCUGCCAUAAAAUUUUCAAGUAUACAUAUACUUUAUUUGCUCCUUAAAGAGGGGAGAACUGAGCAGGGGGACUAUGGCUCAAAAAGCCGGCUCGUAUUCGGACAUUUACAGAAAGUUCAAGCCACAUCUCCUCAUGGUACUCGCUCAGGUUGGCUACACUUUCCUCUAUAUUAUCACAGAAGCUUGCUUUAAUCAUGGGAUGAAUCCUCACGUCCACAUAACGUAUCGACACAUUGUAGCUGGCAUUGUGAUGUUCCCUUUUGCCUAUUUCCUUGAAAGAAAAACAAGGCCAAAGCUGACAUUUGCCCUUUUUCUGGAAAUAUUUGUUCUCUCCAUCCUGGGGGUGAGUUUGACUCUCAACAUGUACUUUGCAAGCAUGAGAUACACCUCUACAACUUUCGUUGCAGCAGUCGUCAACAGUAUAGCUUCUUUGACAUUCAUAAUUGCGGUUGUGCUCAGAUUGGAGGUUGUUAAUCUUCGGAAUCCUCGAGGAAUAGCCAAAGUUCUUGGGACCAUUGUGUCCUUGGUUGGUGUAACAAUAAUGACAUUGUACAAAGGUCCUGACAUAAAAAAUCUAUGGCAUCCUCUUGUCUAUAUUCAAGGAAAAUCCUCCAUUCAUGAUGAGAAUUGGUUGAAGGGUUCAAUUCUUACUGUUGCAAGCUGCGUAACUUGGUCCAUAAGGUACAUCAUGCAGGCAUUUACGUUGAAACGAUAUCCAGCACCACUGUCACUAACUACCUGGAUGAGCUUUGUUGGGGCAGCCCAAUCAGCGGCCUUCACAGUUAUUGUGGAGCAUAAACCAGCGGCUUGGACAAUAGGAUUCAAUAUCGACUUCUGGGCUACUGUAUAUGCUGGGGUGGUGUGCUCCGGUAUAAUAAUCUUCUUUCAACUGUGGUGCACGGAAGAGAAAGGGCCAGUGUUUGUGACUAUGUUCAAUCCCCUUUCAACAGUAAUGGUGGCAGUUCUUUCAUACUUUGUCCUGGGUGAAAAGCUUUACACGGGCAGCAUUUUAGGGGGAGUAAUUGGCAUUGUUGGCCUGUAUUUGCUGCUGUGGGGCAAAGAUCGUGAUCAGGAAGCUCCAAUAGGAAGAGAAAAGCAAUCUUACUUGGCCAAUGACCAGAAAAUGACUCUUAAAGCACAUAAAACCCUUUCAGCUGAAAGGGAAGAAUCACAAUGCGAACCUUGAAGAGCAUACAGACGCGUAGUCUGCUGAUAGAGUAUUGAAUUUUUGGUUUCAGCAAUGAGGAUGUAAUCAUGAUAAAUCCAGAAAAUUAAGAAAAGAGAGAAGAUCAGUGGAAGUUAAUACCAGCCUGCUUCGUCCAAAGUUCACCUUCACGCAUGAAAUUCCUAAUCACUUCCUUCUUCCUUCACUUUUUGUUCUUUUUUUCCAGUUAAAAUACAAAAGUAUCAUGUAAAUCAUCUAUAGUAAUUUGCAAGGCAUAUCUUUAUAAUUUCUUCAUCCCAAAGCAUGAAGCUUAGCAGUGAUGAGCAUGCUGUUAACUUCGUAUAACAGAGCCAAAACUUCAAAAACAGGUCACACAAAAGAAUUAACUUCCGCGGAACCACAAACGAAUGCAAGUUGAUUCCAUUUUAACAAAUAGCAUAACUGGAUUCCUAGAAAGCUCCAACCCAGAAAAUUCUGUGCGGAUAAGAAAUUCCAGCUUGAACAAUAGCCACGUGUUAGA
Molecule: messenger RNA, 1758 nt
Organism: Durio zibethinus
Lineage: Eukaryota; Viridiplantae; Streptophyta; Magnoliopsida; Malvales; Malvaceae
Source: RefSeq, a predicted model, not a curated record